This is a messenger RNA of Suillus plorans, 1770 nucleotides long. RefSeq names its product S-adenosyl-L-methionine-dependent methyltransferase. Gene Ontology annotation, molecular function: O-methyltransferase activity. Lineage: Eukaryota; Fungi; Basidiomycota; Agaricomycetes; Boletales; Suillaceae. Bases 101 to 1657 code for a protein of 518 amino acids. The transcript has 12 exons. The record is from RefSeq and is a predicted model, not a curated record.
ACUAACUUAAUAUCUGGGGAAUGUCUGUACACUUUUAUUGAUGUGUAUUUUAUAGUAACUUGCUUGUCAUCCAUCUUGUGUAUCUACUUCCGUGUUCACUAUGCAACAUCCUUCCAGCUGGUGGUACGCUGUACAGUGGCUAUGGGAGUUUUGUACCCAAAAUGGUCUUCGCUGGCAUGUGAAAGCAGUUGGAUUAUAUGUAUGCAUUUUGUCGACGAAUAUAAAACCUAAACGACUUCGAUGGGGAUACGCGCAAAUACUGGCACUCCCAAAAAUGACGGAGCCGAACGAAGCCAAGGUUCAAGUCCUCUUGGACAUCAUCAACUCCUCCGCACACCAAGCAAUCGCGGAAUACAAGAAAACUGGCCAUGGAGUCCCUGGUAUUGACGCAGGCACCCUCCAUCCCCUCGACUUCGCGACGGAUGCACUUGCCCUCAGAAAGGCAAUUAGGCUACUCGAGGGUGCAUGCGAACAAUUGAACACCAUACUGGCUCCCCCCCAAUACACGGCACAUAAUUUCAUUAAUAAUUACAAUUGGGCGUGCAUAGACGUCGCCUUGCAAUCACGUAUUGCAGACGUCUUGGACAAACACCCGCAAGGUCUUAGUGUGGAUGCGUUGGCUAAUGCAGUCGACCACAGUAAAGCCAAGAUCGCACGCGUCUUGCGAGUUUUAGCCCUCAAGGGUUGUUUCAAAGAAGUUAAGCGAGACGUAUUCGCAAACACGCGACUCUCCCUCAUGCUCAAGUCAACAAACAACGUCGCGGCUUAUAUAGGUCAAUUCCCAAAACAUGUUGCGGCUCUCUAUGGGACUAUGAUGGACAAAGAGUUUGCAAAAUCAGGCGAGGUUGAAAAACCCCCUCGAGCAUCUAAUGUCAGAAAGGAAGGCAACAACAACAGUUUCUGGGAGACGGACGGCGAGAGACUCGAUAUAUUUCACAGAGGCAUGGCGGGCUAUUCUGAGAUUCAGUGCUCGUCUGCGGUGUUGCAUUAUUACCCUUGGGACAAUGUAUCCUCUGUGGUGGAUGUCGGAUCUGGAACGGGAGCCAUGUCUAUUCCUCUGACGAAAAUGUUCCCUCAUCUCAGAAUAACCAAUCAGGACCUCCCAGGAGCUUUAGAGAUGGCAAGAAAUGUGAGUUCAGAUAUCAGGUCCUCACCCAACGGACAAGUUAUGUUUAUAUUUGAUCAGGCAUGGGAGAAGAAUGCUCCUGAGGCGCUGCUCGGCGGGCACAUAGAGUUCGUGCCAUUGAAUUUCUGGGAGGAGUCGCCUGUUGUCGGAAAGGAUGUCUACUAUUUGAGGAACAUCAUUCACGACUGGCCGGACAAUGAGUCGAUGGUGAUUCUCCAUAAUAUUCGCAAAGUAAUGGGACCAAACAGCCGAGUGUUGAUUCAUGAGUGCGUGCUCUUGCGCAACUUCGAAGAGCCUGACGUAGGGGCUAACGAGUUUAGUAAGGAUCAUAAGGCACCCGACGAUACGUUGUUGAAUUUCGGUAGUCACACAGCAUACCAGCUUGACCUGCUCAUGUGGCUUGCUUUCAAUGGCAAGGAGCGAACCUUGAACGAAUUCAAGACUAUUGCGGCCAGUGCAGGUCUGGCGCUCACCCAAACCUAUGAUCUCGUAGGGACGAUGCUCUUGGAGUUUAGAAUCGCUCAGGACUGAUGCCGAACACAAUCUGCGAUCUUCUGUUAUUGUACUUUUACCCUCCCCAACCGAUCCUCCUAUGAUUCAACGAAGACGAUAACGACAAAGGAAACUUAGUCCUCUGAUGUGUU